AUGGCAUCGUCGUCUGUGGUGUCGGGAGACUUUGGGGGCGGAGACGAUAACUUAUCAGGAGAAAUUUGUUUUGUUGGUCCAGACAGCUUCUCCAACUGGGCUGCAAAAUUAGACACAUUGAGAGACUGCAGAUCCUUCAAUUUUGGCUUUGGUGGCGAUUGCGGCUUUGAGGGCGGAUUAAGUGGUAUUCUCUUGGGCUUUGGGAUCUUCGGUCUGGGCUUGGUCACCUUUGGUGGUGGGAUCUUUUUCAAAGUAGAGGCUUUGGACUCCAGAUCGACAGACUUCUCGGACUUCUCAGACUCAUCCGGUUUACUAUUCUCUGGCUCAGCAGUAGGUUUUUCAUCCACAGUCUCCUUUUUAUCAUCUCCACCGGUUUUUUCCACAGGCUUGGCCCGUUUGUCUGCCUCGGCAGCUACAAGCUUCACAAGAUCUGCCUUACGAGCGCCGCGAGGAAUUGCGACGUCCAUUUUGUGGAGGAUCUCCUUCAGAUCAACCACACGCAGCAAGCUCGGAUCAAAAUCUGGUGUUAGUCUGGCAAUUGCAUGCACUUACCUGCUCCAAACUCCAUACUCGUCAAACAAGCGUAAACAAAGAUAA
This is a messenger RNA of Ogataea philodendri, 597 nucleotides long. RefSeq lists its product as uncharacterized. Bases 1 to 597 code for a protein of 198 amino acids. The transcript is spliced from 2 exons. The record is from RefSeq and is a predicted model, not a curated record. Lineage: Eukaryota; Fungi; Ascomycota; Pichiomycetes; Pichiales; Pichiaceae.